This is a messenger RNA of Cladophialophora yegresii CBS 114405, 2172 nucleotides long. RefSeq lists its product as uncharacterized. The record is from RefSeq and is a predicted model, not a curated record. The transcript has a single exon. Lineage: Eukaryota; Fungi; Ascomycota; Eurotiomycetes; Chaetothyriales; Herpotrichiellaceae. Gene Ontology annotation, cellular component: endoplasmic reticulum membrane. The coding region runs from base 1 to 2172 and encodes 723 amino acids. Gene Ontology annotation, molecular function: alpha-1,2-mannosyltransferase activity. Gene Ontology annotation, biological process: GPI anchor biosynthetic process.
AUGGCCAUGGGCGUUCGGAAACGAAGCGGGAGCAUGGAUAACUUGGGUGGGAUCCAACGAAGCCCCCGAUGUCACGGCGGACUCAAGCUCAUGAAGAACAAACAGGAGUGGAAGCGCCAUCUGCGAUCAGCAAUCCAUCCGGCCAUCUUUGGGACAUGCUACCAGUUGGCGGACUUGCUCGCCGAGCUCCUCGGGUUGCGGCGUCAUGCUCGAGCGGAGGUUCUUCUUGCUGCGCCGAAGAUACUACAAGCUCUUUUCGCCACCCUGAGCGACUUGUACACCUGGAAGCUCGCCUCUUACAUCUACGGCGCCCAGUCCCCUGCGCCGCUGGCUGCCCUUGCUCUAACAGUCGCCAGUCCGUGGCAAUGGUUCUGUUCAACGCGGACUUUCUCCAACUCGUUGGAAACAACGCUCACGGUCGUCGCUCUGUACAAUUGGCCAUGGCACUGGGCAGUACCACUUCCCAACCGCGAGGAGACUGCCGUCACCGCCGUCGACGACCAUGGCGUCCGCGUCCGAGAGACGUCGACCCGAACGGAAAAGUCCACAGACGAACUCACCAGGCUUAGAAGAAGCCUGCUUUGCGCGGCGGUGGCUGUGAUUCUGCGACCCACGAACGUCCUCAUUUGGAUGACCCUCAGCUGGUAUACAUUCGUUUGGAACCGGAAUGGUCCGGUGGGUGAGAAAAAGAUGUUCGCUCGCGAAACGGUCGUCUGUGGAAGUACGAUCUUGCUGCUCUCCGCCGUGGUUGAUCGGAUCUUCUACAACGCGUGGGUAUUCCCGCCUGUCAACUUCCUCCGCGUCAACGUCCUGCAGUCUUUGGCUUCGUUCUACGGGAACAAUGACUGGCAUUAUUACAUUACACAGGGGUACCCUCUCCUGCUGACGACGGCGCUCCCAUUCACUUUGGUCGGACUAUACCGUGUGUGCUGGCAAUCGAGCAAUGACGUGGCCACCGAAGACGCCACUCCAGCAGGGCAGAUCACGCUGAGGCUGCUCGCGAGAAUAUCCCUCCUCGUGCCCGCCGCCUUCUCACUCAUCUCGCACAAGGAAGUCCGCUUCAUCUACCCGCUUCUCCCGGCUCUGCACAUCAUCACCGCCCUCCCGGUAUCGUCUUUCUUCCUAUCUCUGUCGCCUUCUACACGACCGGCCUUGGCGCGCCAAUCGAUCUUACUGCCCGUCCUGGCCCUCAACGUCGCAAUCGCAUACUAUACCUCGCAGAUGCACAACUCCGGCAUCAUCUCCCUAACAACUUACCUCCGCGGAGAGUUCGAAUCUCAGUACCUUGGACGGCAAGCCAACAUGACAAUCGGCACCCUCAUGCCGUGCCACUCCACGCCCUGGCGCUCUCACCUGCAAUAUCCACCUUCGUCAACCGACCCAGGCAUCCGAGGCUGGGCAUUGACGUGUGAACCACCACUGGACCUCAACCACACGGAGAAGCAAACGUACAUGGACGAGGCAGACCAAUUCUACGCGAACCCCACCAUGUGGAUCAAGAAGCACAUGAGCCGGCACAUGCCAUUGGCUUCUUCGCAACUCGACGACCGAGCCAUGGGAGGAGGGCACGCACCACUACGCCACCAUCACUAUGAACCACGCUCAGCGCACAAGCUCGACACCCUCCCAGCCGAGGUGCUGGCCAGGGAGCGCGAAGAGAUCUUCUGGGCCACGUGCACGGGCCGGAAACCCUGGCCCGAUUAUCUCGUCUUCUUUGCCCACUUGGAGCCGACUAUGCAGGCUGCGCUCCGGGGCAGUGCGUACGCGGAGUGUUGGCGGGCUUUUAAUUCCCACUGGCAUGACGAUGCGAGGAGGGUGGGCGACGUGGUCGUUUGGUGCUUGGAUCCCGCUCUGCAGAAGCGGUGGGGUGAGAACGGCAAUAAGGGUUUGCGAAAGCAUGUCACGCGUGGAGCUGCGCCCGCAGGGGGAGCUGGAGUCGAAGCUGAAGAAGGGGCUGGAGGACAUGGACAGGGCAGUAAUGGUGGGCAGAAAAUCCUGGGACGAGGGCACGCGAAGAGAGACGGAGCAAAUAUAGACGUGACGAGGAACGCGAAGAGCAAGCAGAAGGAAGACUCCAUGUCAAAGGGCCCCCACAGCAACACCGAACCUUUCAGACGGGUCGUGGAGAAGCCGUUCUGGAAACACAGAGAGCCAGAACCAGAAGCCGACUAA